Suillus subaureus is the source of this 546-nucleotide messenger RNA. Its product is annotated as tetrahydrofolate dehydrogenase/cyclohydrolase. The record is from RefSeq and is a predicted model, not a curated record. The annotation marks the transcript as partial. Gene Ontology annotation, cellular component: cytosol. Lineage: Eukaryota; Fungi; Basidiomycota; Agaricomycetes; Boletales; Suillaceae. Gene Ontology annotation, molecular function: methenyltetrahydrofolate cyclohydrolase activity; methylenetetrahydrofolate dehydrogenase (NADP+) activity. Gene Ontology annotation, biological process: tetrahydrofolate interconversion. The transcript has 2 exons.
GUUGCGCAGAAAAUUAAGGUGUUCCAAGCCCAGUACCUUCAGUUUCAGCCUCAGCUUGUAGUCAUGCAAGCUGGAGAGCAUCCCGAUUCCACCACUUACAUCUGUAUGAAAGCUAAAGCUGCAGAGGAAGUCAGCAUCAAGUUCAAUCACAUCACAUUCCCAGAAGCAGCUAUGGCAGAAGAGAUCAUCCAGGUUGUUAAGAAGCUUUCAGAUGACGAUGCUGUUAGCGGUGUUCUUGUUCAGCUCCCUCUUGGGCCCAAUGUCAAUGCAGACAAUACCUGCACUGUCACUGAGGCGGUUUCUCUCAAGAAAGAUGUCGAUGGCUUCCAUGCAUACAACAUCAGUCACUUGUCUUCAUGUGCUGCUUCCCUGUUAUUCAUUCCGUGUACUCCAGCAGCUGUUAUUUGUUUGCUGGAGAGCACUGGCAUAUCCAUCACAGGUGCAAAUGCAGUCAUGCUCAGUCGCAGCAACAUCAUCAGAAACCCUGUGGCUGCACUCCUGAGAAGUCACAAUGCAACUGUCACCCAAUGCCACAGUCACACCAAG